UGUUCUCACAACCGUUUGAGAUGCCUUAGGAUGCAAGGAAAAGAAAAAACAUUAGUAGCAGUUUUCUCUUAUAAAUACUACACAGAGAAACACCAUUCACGUUCAUCCCGACCACUGCAGAAUCCUUCUACGUCUUUCUCCCUUCCUUCUGUCCCUUCAUAAAACCAGUUGAAUCCUCGCAAUUUUAGGGGAUUGUUGGCUUUUUGUCUGAGUCACAAAUUAGAGACACGGUUUCUUUAGGCAUCAUGGAGACGGAGAAGCACGGCCACCACCACCUCUUCCAUGGGGAGAAGAAGCAUGAAAAGGCUCCCGAAAAACAACUGAAGCAUCACAAGCACAUGCAGCUUCUAGGCAAAGUCGGAACUGUUGCUGCCGGUGCCUAUGCCUUGCAUGAGAAGAACAAAGCGAAAAAGGACCCAGAGAAUGCACAUGCACACAAAGUCAAGGAGGGGAUUGCUGCUGCCAUUGCUGUUGGAAGCGCGGGGUUGGUGUUCCAUGAACGCCACGAAAAGAAGGCAGCAAAAAAGAUGGUUAAGGAAGAGAAGAAAGGAAACGGCCAUUGAUUGCACCCUUGUAUUUGCUUGGCCAUAUGUCCUGUAGUGUGUGAUAGGAGCUUAGUGGUUCAUGUACUUUGAUAAACUUUUGAUGCAUAUGAAUAUGCAUAGCUAUAUAUUAGGCACUUCUGUGUCUUAUUACCAGGUUUUUUGGUUA
Nymphaea colorata (pocket water lily) is the source of this 711-nucleotide messenger RNA. RefSeq names its product abscisic stress-ripening protein 1-like. Bases 246 to 563 code for a protein of 105 amino acids. The transcript has 2 exons. The record is from RefSeq and is a predicted model, not a curated record. NCBI's taxonomy places the organism in Eukaryota, Viridiplantae, Streptophyta, Magnoliopsida, Nymphaeales, Nymphaeaceae.